Cladocopium goreaui is the source of this 5610-nucleotide messenger RNA. NCBI's taxonomy places the organism in Eukaryota, Dinophyceae, Suessiales, Symbiodiniaceae. The record is from the annotation of a GenBank genome assembly.
AUGUUCCUUUGGUGCCUUUUUGGUGCCGAUGCGCUGUCCGAUGGUACGGGCUGUGGGCAUUGCAUGGAGGAGAACGUGCUGAUGCAGAUGGUGAACCUCCAGCCGAACGUGGAGUCGUCCCAAUACCAUCCCAGCCGGGCGCGGAGAUUCCGCCGCUUCCGCCGCUUCCGCCGCUUCGGCCGCUACGGCGCGAACACUGAGAGCACAACAGCCACCACAAGCACCACCACAAGCACCACCACAAGCACCACCACAAGCACCACCACCAGGGUGGUGUGCACUGGUGGCACUUGGGGGGGUUCUGAAGUGGCUCUCACCAAAAUCAUUGAUACCAGCCCGCCCCAAAAUACGUUCACAUUCAAUGUAAAUGUGACAUCCCCAGAAUGUGAAUGCGUGGGCAGUCCUGUAUUCGGUUCCAUACCCGGCUUCCUUGGUGUUAGUGUGAUCGGUGUUGAGGAUGCGAAAGGUGUGUUUUUCAUCAGCAUCACAAGUCCCAAUGACACGGAUGUGAAAGUAGCACCAAUUCGCACUGGGACGACUCUCCAGGCCGAGACCGUGGCAUUCAACGGCUUCCCAGCAAAUGGCAGCUGGGUCAUCAAAUUGCUGGAUGCCAGCGGCAACCUUUCAACACAAACGGCCACCAUAUUUGAAAUCCAGUUUGGGCUUAUCAGCUGCCACCAGGCCUUGCCGACACCUGAUUGUGUUGGCAAUUUUUUUGGUGGGCGGACGUGGGUUGCCCAAAAUCUCGCACUAGUCGGGACGACUCUUUCUCCAACCCCCACCCUCCUCCAGUUUAAUGUGGAGGCGAGCAGUGCCUGCUGCGUCCGUCGUGGUAUUGUGCAGCUUUUACUUGACUUCAACGCCGUUUCAAGUCCAAGUGGAAGAACCCUGACCGCUGCUGGUCUGAGCCCAGAUGCCAUUCAAUUCAGUUUGACAGGCCAAUUGAUGGAUGUGAACCCUGUCACUUCUGUGGCUGUUGGGGCAAUUGUGGACGCAGUUGCAGGGGCUCGGGCCGCUGGGCUGUGGACCCUAAACACGUCCACAGAUGGUGCUACGGCGGUCAUCAACAACACCGGCCAGAAUCCGAGCUGCGAACUCGAGACCCAUGAGCCUUUGCCACGGCUGAUGGAUGAAAAAGCAUUCACGGUGCAGCGUUGCAACGCGUUGCAACGGGACCCAAAAAGCCAUCGGGACUUCAGCGAUUGGGUCAUGAUCCAUGUCAUUGUGGUGUCCUCGGCUCCGUCGCGUGAACCGAUGGCACGGGCAGUGCGUGGCCAGACGAAGGUGGCUCUGCGAGCGAAUAAGAAGGAGGCGCGUGAUCGUAGCCUGGAGAAAUUCGGCUCGCCCUCUUUGCCCCUCGGCUCCUGGAGCGAUUGUGAUCGAUGCCUGUUGGAUGAGAUGAGUACUGACCUCUCGGAUUUUGGAACGCAAGACUUGGCCAACGUGGCUUGGGCAGCUGUGCAGUUGGUCACCAGCGAACCCUUGGUGGUGGCCCUUGCAGUGGAAGCUGAAAGGAACUGGGAGCCCCUAAAAGCCGGCCAUGAAGCUUUGGUUCCUGGCCAGGAAGCUCGCAGCUAUGGCGCCACAACACCUCUGCGACUUGAUGCACCAGAGUCCAUGGAAUUCCUGCGCAGACAGCAAUGCAAUCUGAUUUGGGCCUUCGCCACCAUAUCUUGGAGUACACGGGAGCCAGGCGAUCGCAGCAAUCUGAUUCUGAGUCUCUCGAAGGAAGAGCUGCGAAAGAACUUGGGCCUGGCCGCUGCCUCCUGGGGCUUUGCCACGGCCGUUGGGCCGAUCGGCGCUGCCAUCCUGAUCCAUUCUGAUCCCAUCUUUUCGAAGACCAAGAGCUCUGCAGCAGCGCCAGAUGAAUUUUUGAUGCCCGAGAACGUGCUGAUGCAGAUGGUGAGCCUCCAGCCGAACGUGGAGUCGUCCCAAUACCAUCCCGGCCGUGCGCGCCGAUUCCGCCGCUUCCGCCGCUUCGGCCGCUUCGGCCGCUACGGCGCGACGAUUCCGCCGCUUCCGCCGCUUCGGCCGCUACGGCGCGGUCCUGCAUUCGGAGGUUAUUUCAUACCAGGCUACCUCGAUGUUCGUGUGAGUGGUGUUCAGGAUGCGAAUGGUGCCCCUUUCAUCGGCAUCACAAGUCCCAAUGGCACUGAUGUGAAGGUAGCACCACUUCGCGAACAGAGCACGGGACUCGAGGCCGCAACCGUGGCAUUCAACGGUUUCCCAGCAAAUGGCAGCUGGGUCAUCAAAUUGCUGGAUGCCAGUGGCAACCUUUCAACCCAAACGGCCACCAGAAUUCGAAUCCAGUUUGGGCUUAUCAGCUGCAACCAGGUCUUGCCGACUCCUGAUUGUGUUGGCAAUUCGUUUGGUGGACAAGAAUGGGUUGCUGAAAAUCUCGCACUAGCGGGCACGACUCUUUCAUCCAGCCCCACCCUACUCCACUUUGAUGUGGAGGCGAGCAGUGCCUGCUGCGUCGCGGCUCCGCCUGAUGGUUUUGUGUUAUUAGUUCUUCUAUUGAGUGGAGGUGGAUCCCUGAAUGCUGCUGGUCUCACCCCAGCCCCAGAUGCCAUUGCCUUCAAUUUGCGCCCGCGAAACAUUCAAAACCCUCCGGUUCCCACAAGAGUUCCCACUUUUGAUGUGGACGCAUUUGCAGGGGCUCGAGCUGCUGGGCUGUGGACCCUCAACACGUCCACAGAUGCUACGGCGGUCAUCCAAAGCACCGGCUCUGGCGUCAACAUCCCGAGCUGUGAACUCGAGACCCAUGAGCCUUUGCCACGGCUGAUGGAUGAAAAAGCAUUCACGGUGCAACGUUGCAGCGCGUUGCAACGGGCACAGCAUCGAUAUCAUCAGUCAUGGGCUGCAGCAUGUUGGCACCGCAACGGGCGCUGCAUGUGGAGCCAGAGCUACAUGUGCCAAGGUCCUCGGCUGCGUCGCUUGUUGGAACCGAUGGCCGGACGGGCAGUUCGUGGCAGCCGAGGGUCGCGACAGGUCUCCUGGGAGUAUUGGCUGCAAGAACUGCUUUGCGAGCCAGAAAGAGCCAAGGAGGCCCUGCUGUCCCAGUCUUCCAGGGAGAUAAGAGUCAAUGGUCCAUCUGGUCCCAUGCUACGGGAGAGGAAGCGAGCCAAGAAGGAGGCGCGUGAUCGUCGCCUGGAGAAAUUUGGCUCGCCCUAUGUGCAGAACCGCCAUGAACCUCCGCCGCUCACCGCCCGUGGCACGCCGAAGACGGGCGCCUGGGAGAGCGGCGCGCCGGACACGGAGAACAUGCGACAGGGGCAGUUCCGCUCCCCUUGGACUGGGCAGGUCUAUGACCGUUGGGCCCCAGAAGGCAAGGUGCAGCGAAAGACGGACCGACAAGGCGGUCUGGCGCGCGCGCGAGCCUUUGAAACUCCAACGCAGAGGCAAAUUGCAACUGCGGUGGAGGAGCGGCUGGCGGAUCAUACCCCAGAAUGGGCCAAGUUCUACCCAGGUUUGGCUCCGAUUGAGAAGUUGCCGCCCGGUCAGCGGCGCAGCGGUGCGCAGGUCAAAACCUUUGACAGGCAUGCCUACAGAGCUGGGAAUUUUGGGGACAUCUUCAAGCAACUCUUGGUGCACACCAUCGUUGAGCUGAAAGUGGCAAAGAAGGAGUCUCCGGUCUGGUAUGUGGAGCCCUGCGGUGGCGAGGGCGAGUACCAUGUGGGCCGUAUGCGGGAUGUGGACGACGAGCGGCAACCCAUGAAGUGGCCAAGAGCCGAGGAUCUGUUCUCAGUUCUUCAAGAACAAGAUCUCACCUAUCUGCCUCCAGAGGUCAGAGGAUGGAUGGAUGCCAUGAACAUGUUGAACUUUUCUGAUGUGGACUUUGAAGUGACUGGCGACGGAGCGGGCAAAGAUCCGAGGGAAGAUGGCAUCCAAUGGCUGCCCAGCACUAGCGUCAUGGCCUUGCGAUUACUGCGUGAGCAGGAUCCAGUGACCAUUUGGGAGGAUAAUCGAACGGCUUUUGGACCACUCUUCAACUUCGUGAGAAAUUGGAGCUCCAAGUUCAAACCACACAUUGAGUUGAUCUUCAAGGAUGGUUUGAAGCAUUGCCACCGAAGAUGGGUGCAGCUGAAACCAGGAUCUAUCUCAGAAGUGUAUGGCAAGUACAAGGGCCAGCGCGGUGUUGUCUUCAUUGACCCAGACUACACUCGCGGUGGCGAAGCGGAGCGCUGUCAGAGGAUCAUGGUGGAUCUAUGGAAACACUGGCGUUCAGCGACAGUGGUGGUGACCUAUCCCAUAGGUCCUCAGUAUGAGAAGAAGGCCAGAGAUUUCAACAUGUCAGUGAGAAAAGCCGACAAGACCUUGGACCUCAUGACCAUCGAAGCCUAUGUGGAGAACAAGGACUGGCAUGAAGAUUCCAAGGAAGACAAAUGGCGAGGCUAUGGUAUGCUGAUCUCCCAACCACCGCAUACCACACAAGAACGGGCCACCGCAGCUUUGAAGGUGGUUUGCGAUGCUUUGGCAACGAUGCCAAAUGCUGAUCCCAUCCACGCCAGCGAACUGAAGGAAUUGCAAGAAGUGGUGGAUCUGAAACAUGCCAUUUGCAAAGCCAAGGGAUUGCCGAAACUCGGAGAGAGGAAUGAUGGCAGAUUGGCCGGGAAAGGACAUGGCCGGAAUUCCUCAAUGCUACGGCUAUUUGAGGACAAGGCUGAAGCUGGCGAAGUUGUGAAAGCGGUGCCUUUGCAAGACAACCUCCCACUUCAGGAACUGUGGCGCCGGAGAUUGCCCCGCUUGAGGGCCUUGGUCCUGUUGCCGGAAGAAGACACGGCCCCAAGGAGCUCCCAAGGUGGCAAAGCUUUGACCGUCACGGAGGCGAAACCCGCCCUGCAGCUGCUGGGGCGUCAGGCACAGGUGAUUACUCAGUUGCCUUCAGAGCUGCAGGGAGAUCGAGCUUUGGUUCUGGAAGCAGUGAUGAAGAAUUGGAAGGUCUUGCGAUUCUGCCGUGCCAACUUCCAAGAUGAUUUGGAGAUUGUGCGACAGGCCAUGUUGCAAAACGUGGCUGCCUUGGAGUUCGCCUCGCUGCGUCUGCGCGGGACGAAGGCGCUGUUUCUGGAGGCGGUGGCGUUGAACACCGCGGCGCUGCAGCAUCUCACGGACGAGCUGAGAGAAGAUGAGGACCUUCUCCGUGAAGCCUUGCGCUGGAACCCCUUCGCCCUGCGUUUUGCCUCGCCGGCCCUGGCCAAUCGCAAGGAGCUGGUGAUGCAAGCAGUGAAGGCUGAAGGCCUUGCUUUGCUCUAUGCCGGCCGAGAGAUGCGGGAAGAUGCAGAGGUCGUGCGCGCAGCGGUGAAGCAGAACGGCAGUGCGCUGAUCUUCGCGUCGGGCGAGCUGCGGAAUGAUCGCGGGGUGGUCUCUGAGGCGGUUGGUCAGAAUGGCCUGGCCCUCCAACAUGCCAGCGAAGAGCUGCAAACGGAUGCGGAGUUGCUGAAAGAGGCCCGACGGGAUGUUGCUUCCUUAACCGUGACUCAAACUUCUGCUGCCCAGAACAGGGGUGACAUUUUCAGCCGCGGCGGCCUGGUAUCACCUCGUCCCUUACGACAUGGGUAUCCUGUGGCCCUGUCUUCCACUGGCUUCCACAUGACCAUGGCAGAUUGUUGA